AGUUCAUUUUAGUUAUCAACCUAAAAAUUAGGAAUAUCCAAAUCUUAGGUGGACCACACCACAGGGAUAAGUGGUGAUUAAACGCCUGAAAUUAAAAACUUCUUGUGGGCCACAAAGUUCUGGAUCAAGUUGGUAUUUGUGUUUUCUCUUCAUUAAUCGAUCAUUUGGAUGCAAAAUAAGCAUUACAGUGGCAGCUAGGAAGUUUCUAAUGGUGGGCGUUCAAUCACCUCUGUUUUCCUAUGGUGCGGUCCACUUGAGAUUUGGAUCUACUCUGUUUUUUACCUCAUGCACUGAAAUAAUAAACCAAAAUGGAUAGACGGUAUAGAUAAAAUAAAUAUUAUAGUGGGCCACCAUCACUUGAAACCCAACCCAACCAGCCACACACAUCACCUCUCCCACGCGUCCCUCGACCCUGACCAACCUCAGAACUUUUACACUUAUAAAUUGAAGAACAUUCGCCUGCUGGAAUACAGAGGAGAAAACUAAUACAAUUUCCAUGGAUUGGGCAUUGGUUAUGUGGUUGUGGGCUUUGGUUUUUGUUCAGUACCAUAGUCAUGGGUGUCUUGGGUGCUUGGACAAGGAGAGGACUUCUCUCUUGGAGAUCAAAGCUUCCAUCAAUUAUCCGAAUGGGUCUUCUCUUCCUACAUGGGAGGAUGGGACUGACUGUUGUAGUUGGGAAAGAGUCAAGUGCAACAAUGGGACAAGCCGAGUGACUGAAAUUUCUCUCGGUUGGACAAGGGAAUACGAGUUGGGAGAAUGGUAUCUAAAUGCCGACUUACUUCUAUCCUUUGGAGAACUGCAGAGCCUCGAUUUGUUCGGGAAUUACCUCACGGGUUGGGUUGAUGAUGAAGGUUUCAAAAGAUGGUCGAAAUUGAGCAAGCUAGAGCACCUUGACCUGAGCUAUAACUCAUUCGAUGAAAGUAUCCUACCAUAUUUGGGUGCACUCUCGUCGCUUAAGAGUCUGUCUCUGAGCGGGAAUUACUUUGGACUUCUAGACAGAGGUAUUGAAGUGGAGUAUUCACCUCCUAUAAUUUCAUAUACAAGUUUUGAAAUGUUGUCCAGAUUGGGCAACCUAGAGCAGCUAGGCCUAAGUUUGAAUCAGUUAAAUAGAAGCAUUCUACCAUAUUUAGGCGCACUCUCCUCCCUCAAGAGCCUUGAUCUAAGUGGGAAUAAUUUGGAAGGAUGCUUGCCCUCAAAAGAAUUGGCCAACUUGAGCAAACUAGAGGUUUUGGAUUUGGGAUAUAAUCAACUCAAUGGUUCCCUAUUUCUGCAAGAUUUGUGCAAUCUGGAGAAUCUCCAAGAACUGGAUCUUCGAAGAAAUGAAUUGGAAGGGAGCCUUCCUCCAUGUCUCAGCAACUUGUCAUCCCUCCAACUACUUGAUCUCUCCGAGAAUAGACUCAGUGGGCAAAUCUCCUCAUCUCUCAUCUCUAGCCUCACAAUGAUCCGGUUCCUUUCUCUCUCUUACAACCGCUUUGAGGGGUCUCUAUCAUUUAGCUCAUUUGCUAAUCUUUCCAAGCUCGAGGUUGUGGAACUUUCGGUACUGAACGGUACACAUGUUGAUGGCGAUGUUAUAACUUAUCCCAAUCAGUUAGAGGUUGAAACUGAAUCCACACCUUGGGUUCCAAAAUUCCAGUUGGAAGUCCUCCACCUAUCAAACUGCAACAUCAACAAGCUCACUGGUACCAUUCCCAGCUUCCUUUCCACCCAAUAUGACUUGAUAUCAUUGGACCUUUCCCACAACAACAUGAAGGGAAACUUCCCAUCUUGGUUGUUAGAGAAUAAUAAAAGACUUAAAAUGCUAGACGUUGGAAGCAACUCCUUAGCUGGCUCAUUCCAUCUGCCACCUCAUUCUAACAACCUGACCGCAUUAUUUCUGGACGUCUCCAGCAACCACAUCUCCGGACAACUUCCUGAAAAUAUCGGUCUCUGCCUUCCAAAUUUAAGAUACUUAAACAUGUCUAUAAAUGCUCUUCAUGGUAGCAUUCCUCUGUCGAUGGGUAACAUGAGUGAAUUGUUUUCUUUAGAUUUGUCGAGAAACAAUUUUUCAGGAGAAAUACCAGAGCAGUUGGCCAUGGGUUGCAUCUCAUUGGAAACUUUGAAGCUAUCAAACAAUAGAUUACAAGGCCCAGUGUUACCAACUCAUUCGAACUUGACUCAGUUACAGUAUCUGUAUUUGGAUGGCAAUGGAUUCACCGGGAGGAUCUCAGCUGGUCUAUUCAAAAGCACGCAUCUAUGGAUUUUGGAUGUUGGUAAAAACAACAUAUCAGGUCGUCUUCCAGCACAGAUUGGGAACUUUUCUGAGUUGAAGUGGCUUUCCAUGCCCGGAAACUAUUUGGAAGGUCCUAUUCCAACUGAGUAUUGCAAACUCUCUCUUCUUUCCUUUUUGGACCUUUCCCAAAAUGGAAUUUUUGGUCCCAUACCUUCAUGCUUCGAUCUAUCUCUGAAAUUCUUACAUUUGCAAGGAAAUGAGCUUACAGGAUUGCUGCCAACUGCUUUAUCCAAAAUUUCCUCCCUUGUUACAUUGGAUGUCAGCGACAACUACUUCUCUCGUAAUAUUCCAAAUUGGAUUGGUACACUUCAAAAUUUAAGGUUUCUUCUCCUCGGAGGAAAUAAUUUGCAAGGUCACAUUCCCAUGCAGUUGUGUCAACUGAAGAACGUCAGCAUAUUAGAUAUUUCACACAAUAAUCUCUCUGGUCCAAUACCACCUUGCUUUGGUAAUAUGACAUUCGGGAGGGCAAGAAUAACUGACUUCUCUACUUUUGUUUUCUAUCCAUGGUCUGCCACUGCCGGUCUAGACAUUGAGCUGCCUGGAUACCGUAUUGAAGUUAGCGUGCCUUUUAUACGUGGACGUAUGACAAAAUCUGAGGAAGAAGUGGAGUUCAUAACAAAGAAGAGGUCUGAAACUUACAAGGGCGAUGUUCUUUACUUGAUGUCCGGUGUAGAUCUGUCAUGGAACCAGUUAACAGGUGAAAUCCCACCUGAAAUUGGAUAUCUAACCGCUACUCAUGCAUUGAACUUGUCCCACAAUCAAUUGAGUGGACCAAUUCCAGAAACCUUCUCAAAUCUAAAACAGAUUGAGAGCUUGGACCUUUCUCACAAUAGAUUGAGUGGGGAGAUUCCUCCUCAACUAACUGAGCUCUACACCUUAUCUACAUUCACAGUGGCAUACAAUAACUUAUCCGGUGUCUUACCGGACAUGAUGAAGGGGCAGUUUAGCACCUUUGGAGAAACCAGCUACGAAGGCAAUCCCCUACUCUGUGGACCACCACUGAAGAGUUGCUUCUCCACUUCUCCGCUACCACCUUCAAUGCCAACAAUGGCAGGUGACAAGGAUGAUGGAAAUGACAUAAUCUUCUAUGCAUGCUUUUCGGUGUCAUGUACUAUGUCGUUCUUGCUUUUCAUAGCACUUCUCUACAUCAACUGCUAUUGGAGAGGUCUAUACUUCUAUUUUGUUGAUGCAUGUAUUGAUUCGUGCUAUUAUUUUGCUUUAGAUAGCUACUAUUUUGCUUUAGACAACCUUCGGAAGGUUUUCACCCGGCCACGUGCAUAACCUUCAAGUCAGAUCAGUUUCUCCCUGUAACUCUUAUUGUAAGACAAUAAUAAUCAUGUUUAUGCAUGGCGUGACUUUUAUUUCAA
This is a messenger RNA of Magnolia sinica, 3636 nucleotides long. Its product is annotated as receptor-like protein 15. NCBI's taxonomy places the organism in Eukaryota, Viridiplantae, Streptophyta, Magnoliopsida, Magnoliales, Magnoliaceae. The transcript is spliced from 4 exons. Gene Ontology annotation, molecular function: protein binding. The coding region runs from base 497 to 3550 and encodes 1017 amino acids. The record is from RefSeq and is a predicted model, not a curated record.